AACAAUCUUUGUCGGCCUCCAUGUCGUAGCCCCGCUCCUCCUCUUAUGCAAAACACGCUCGGUAUCCGGAAAUUAACAAUCCCGUGAUGUGAGGGGAGUGCUCGCAUAGCAUCGGGACAGCUACAGUGCCUUUCUCGAUUUGGGCUUUAAAUACGUAUGCAGCGGUUAUAGUUAGCUAACAAUUAAGCUCCGUUGUCAUGGGGUUUCCGGGUUCGAAGGCUGUCGGUGGAUGUAUCCCUCCGCACGGACGUUAACAACGGGAUGAAGCCUCUCACCCGGACCUAACGGGAUGCCGUUCAGUUAGCUUCUCCGUGGGACAGAUUAGUGUGCCACACAAGCUAGCACACUAGUUAAUACGCUGUGGCAAGUUAAUUACAAACUCAGAGUUAUGGCGCGGUUAAUGUUGGAGCAACUGUCAGAUUUCGGGGAUUAUACUGGCAGUAAAGAGCUAACCGAAAUACUUGAACUGACUAAUAACAGCCUGUCAGACGUCCGCCUGAGCCCUGAUGGUCGUCACAUCCAUGUCAUCCUCCGCAAGCCUAAAGCCGGUCUUGUGACUUUUGACAAGUAUGAAAGAGCCCAGCUGGUCCAGAACCAGAAGAAACAGGAUUUGUGGCUGACACGAACUGUGCCCAUUGUGGAUAUUUUAUAUUUGGACCAUAAUAAUAAUAACAGCAGUAGCAGAGACACAGCAGCCGUGGCGGUGGUUUAUGAGAAUGGAAAAGCUGAAUUUUGGAAAUUCCAGGAGCGCAAAGCUGGCUGGCAUCUCCUGCAAACAUCAGACUUAUGCAACAGUCCCCGGGCCAGAGUAGUGUCUGUUUGUGUUUGCUCCAAUCUUAUCAUCUGGUGUGAGGAGAGGCCGCCCUCAGAGAGCUCCCCUGCCCUCAGCUCUACAAGGAAUAAGUUGAGAUACUGUGUUUGCAAACGUGACUUUGAAGUGGAGGAGGGGGCUGUCAGCUUGGGAGGAGUGAAAAUCGCCCUCCACAACAAUCCUAAAUUCACUGUGGUCAGCUCAGGUGAAUAUGUGCACCUUCUUCCUGACUUGAAAGUGAAGCCGCUGUUGAGCAUAUCCAAAUUUUUCCUCUCCUGGUCCCCUUGUCACGACUCCUUCAGGCUCAGCACCACAUGUAAGAACACUCCACUGAAAAAGUUUUCAGCUAAAGAGUCUGACUUUAAGAGGUUGGUGACAGACUCUUUGGGAUAUUUGGCAACUCUUGAACCAUCUGAGAUCUAUGACUUCUCUCCUACAGCCUGUGGAGGCCUGCUGCUGCUGCUCAGCACAGGCUGGCUGUGUCUCCUGCAGAAAGAUGGGACGCUGCGGCAGGUAUACAAACAGGCGGACAACUGCUUGGUUAAAUACGAUACUCACACUAGCCUCUGCAUGUACCAGGACACCCUGGCGCUACUGGUGGGGCAAAACCUGCAUCUCAUAGACAUGAACUGUGGCAGGGAGCUGGCAAAUAUUGUGCUGAAAAGAGAGGGUUUAUUAUAUGCAAACCGGGCUGAAAGACAGACACCUCACCUGCUCUCAGAAACUGGACUUUUUGUGGUGGUGAACAAGGAGACAGACUCCAGAGAUUGCAACUCUAAGAUGAAGCCUUCUGGUUUCAGUGCAGCGGAGGGUAUUCAUCCCGGAGCCCUCCUGGUGGAGGCUGUCUUUGAAGAGGCCUGUAAAUACUACCAGCAGAGGAGUCUCAGCAGCACCCAGCUCACUGUGGACACACUGAAGAAGGGAGGCAGGUUCCAGGCUCCCAUCUCCUUAGCUUCCAUCCUCAGGAACUACUUCAGUGCAGGGUCGAGGCAGAAGGGAGCAGAGCUGUCCCAGAAUGGAGGAGGUGGAUGUAUGGGAGGGCAAGACAAGCUAAUGGGCUCUCUGGAGGCCGAGCUGAAGGCUCUGGUCUCUCUGGAGGAGGUGAAGGGGAGUUUAGUGAGGGGAAGUGUUAAAGAGGUGGAGGCAGUGUGUGAGAGUCUAGUUGAGAAAGAAGUAGCAAGACUGCUGUCAUCCUCAGAGCUGGAUAAAGAGGCUCUGCUUUACCUCAACUCCAUCUUCAGCAUCUUCCCUUGCCAGGCAUGGAGGGCGGCGCAGGCUGCCCUCCAGCUACACUACAAUGGGGAGGGCUCUCUGUCCAGCAGGGCUCCCCCAGAUGUGUGGAAAACUGUCCUCAGUCCUGCUUCAACUUCCAGCAUCCCAGCCUCCCUCCGAUUCACAAACGGUGGAACAAAACACAAUCACAACCUCAAAGGUGAUUACAUUGCCAACUGUAAAGCCAAAUCUCCAAGCUCUUCUUCCUCAGCUGCCCUGCCAGUGUUUGAACUCCUCUGCCACUCAGUUUUCCACUUCCAGCCGAGCUGGCUACCCAGGUUCCUCGAACUCUCCCAGGAGCAGCAGGGCUCAGUCAGUCUGGGCCUGAGUCUAGCCUCCUCUUCGUGGGGCUUCUCUGGAGGGAGAGCAGGAGAGGGCGGGGAGAACAAUGCGCCACUCUACAAACGAGCCCUGUGUGUCUUGUCCAGCUUGAGCACAGACAGAGACCAGCACCAGGACUUGGAGGUUGAGCUGCUGUUGGUCAGUGGGCGGCCUAAUGCCAUCCUGCAGGCGCUGAGGGUCCUCAUGGCCAAGCAGGAGUGGGAGCGGGUCACCCAAGUGGCCCAGAAGUUCUGCAAACAGAGUCCGCUGCUCAACAAGGAGAUUUUCACUACUUUGCUGUGUGAGGUGGCCCAACACAGAGAUCUGGACCCGUACCUGGAACUCUUGUGGACUCUGUGUCCUGAGGACAUCACUGUCACCACUAUACUAAACGUGGUGCUGAAAAACCUUCCCACCCCUAACACCCCCACCUUCCCUUCGUCCUCCUCUUUCUCUAUGUCUGGUGCAACCUCCUCAUCCCCAGCUCCCUUUGCAGAUCCCCACAGCAACCAGUUGACCAUUGGACUGUUGAAACCUCUGCUGAGCAAAGUCCUUCAGCGGGAGACAAAGCCCAGCCAGCGCUACGCUGACAUCCUCCAGUCCCCAUUGUUUCCCCCUCCAGCACCUCCUCGUCAGCCUGCAGAGCAGCCUCGGACUGUCACAGAUGACAGCACGGACCCUGCUCUGGGCAAUGCCAUCUCCCCGGCUCUGCUUGUCGGAACACCUGAACAGCAGUCUUCCACACACGCAGUCGUGCAAAGGCCCAGGGUGGCACUACCUGCUAACCCAUUCUGAUUUACAUAUAUAUGGACAAGCACACUCGAAAUGGAGAAAAAAAUACUAUCUCAGCAGACAUUCCACACGUUAUCUGACCAAACUGUGAAGCAGUGUGUGUUGACAAUCAAUUGAAAACAGAAUAAUAUCAGUAUGCUACAAGUAUCAUCAGUGUGAAGCAGUUAUUUUGUGUUUUUAAACAUAUUGGUAAUUUCAGAUGAAGUAUGAUAACUAGAAACUAUGAAAUGACUACUGAAGAUCUUACUGGUGUAAAUACUGCAGGCAAUUUUAAGUCUUAAUGUGUAUAUAGUGUAUCAGCAAAGUUAUUUAUGUCUGAAGCCUUAACUGCACGUGGAUGAGACAGUUAUUUGAUAGCCUCGCAUUGAACAAGCUUAGCCUUUAUCAGAAUGUCAUCAAUAGAUAAUAAUAAUAAUAAUAAUAUAUUGUCUUGAGUGUAUUGUCUCAGUCAAAAAAAAGCCACUAACUCCCACUGUCUGAAGUGGCUGAUGUCUGCUAAUUGUAGCCAAGUAUAGCUGCCUCUCACUUGCUGAUGUCAAAGUGCAUUCCUUCAGUGGGUAAUCUACUGAGUUUUAUCCAGACAAGCUGGCCUUUGUGUUUGAAUGUUUGUUUUAAAUGAGGUAUGGUUGAGAAGAGGAGGGAGGGAAGGGGAGGGAAGGGGAGGGGGGUCCAAAGUUUCCUUUACUUACUUCUAGUAUUGUAUUUAAUAUAUUAUAAGUGCUUAAACAUUAACCUAGUUUCGAUGGGCUCAACCACACCAUGAAACCUAUGUGGACAAAACCCCCUAAUAGUCUCCUUGUCCAGCUUCUGCCUUUUUCAAUUUUUUUUCCAUUGCUGUCGUCUGUUUUUUCUCUCCGGACUCCAUCUUGUCCACUCUGCUCCCUCGCAGUCCAACUCACAGGACAUUCCACACUGAAUAGCCGGUAAAACUGACUCAUAGUUCGACUUUAAAUUAAAUUUCUUGGGUAAUUCUGUUAAGAUUUGAGUGUGGGUUGGGCGCAUUGUGACUAACAGAGGCGCCCUGCUGCUUGCAUAAGGCCAUGUACAUCUUCCUUCAUGGACCCAGUGAGGGUAAUGUUAUUAGAGCAUGUUAGACCCUCUGUUUUGCCCCUGCUAUGUUUUUUUUUCCUCCAUGCUCUGAAACCGAUUGCACUUUUAAAUCGCCCCAGUCAGUAUUGUUUGUACCAUGCUUUGAUGCAUCUGUUGAAAUGAAUGUUUUCUGAUUAAGUGCUGCAAACAAAUCUAUAUUUAGGUGCCUAUUGCCUGUUUGGUGCUUUCUUUUUGAGCAGUCUAUAUGGCCUGUUUUAAUCACUAAAAGUAUUUUUGGGGCCCUCCAAAACAAAAUGUCAUGUAUUCUGUAACAGUCUACUGAAAUGAUAAGUCUAGGCUCAACAUGGGGGAAGUACUGUCAGAGUCAGUGACAAUCAGAGUCCAAAAUGCCACAGAACAAUCAGAGUGCCUUUCACAGUGCUGCUCUUCAUUUACAGGGUGGUGUGACAUUUCUGCUGGGUCUCCUCAGCUUCAGUCAUAUUCUCAAGAAAGAACUGGAGGUAGAUCGGAGGAUCUGUAUCUCUGUUUUGUAAAUCUACAUCGUAUUUAUCUUAAUUUCAGUAUGAAGCCUGCAGAUUUCUUACUCCGGUCUGAUUUGUCUAUUGAUAGUAUCAUUCCAAACACUGUACACUUUAACAAGUAUGACAAUCUGUGCAAAUGAUUUCAGUUCAGUGCCAUGAGUUUCACUGCGUACCAGACAUGUCUCAGCCGAUCUGAAAGUAACUGGGAACUCCCUGACUUCCCCAGACAAGCCACUCAGCUCAGUGUUAUGACUCUUCAGAUGUUAUAUAUUAAUUUGCCUUAAACUUUGCUUUCUGUUAACAAGUAAGAAUUCCUCUUGGAUUUGCCUGACAAAUUUUCAUAUCUACAUUAUUACUUUGUUUACUUUUGGUCAUCCUAUAUUUGAAGAGAGAAAACGUAUACAUGUAUUUAUGAACAGAUGCUAUAUGCUAUUAAACUGAAGAUAAAACUUC
This is a messenger RNA of Lates calcarifer (barramundi perch), 5220 nucleotides long. Its product is annotated as HPS6 biogenesis of lysosomal organelles complex 2 subunit 3. The record is from RefSeq and is a predicted model, not a curated record. Gene Ontology annotation, biological process: lysosome localization; organelle organization; protein localization to membrane. The transcript has a single exon. Gene Ontology annotation, cellular component: lysosomal membrane; BLOC-2 complex. The coding region runs from base 389 to 3199 and encodes 936 amino acids. NCBI's taxonomy places the organism in Eukaryota, Metazoa, Chordata, Actinopteri, Centropomidae.